UAUUGCGAAGAAUUAAAGCGAUCCGUGACCCGGACGUACUUAGUUAUUCUUGCCUGCUUCACAGCGGUGCGAGAACCAAAGCAGAGGAAAGAAAGCUUUUCUAGCUAAUUGACACGUUAUCUGCUGUUGUUUCAGUCAAACAGUAAACCUCGGCAUUCAAUCAGGACUCUACUGUGACACGUGCUCUACAUUUUGAAAAAUGUAGGAGCACACAACGAUAUCUAGGAGCAGAAUGAAAAAUAUUUGAGGCUGGUGCCAGCACCUGUUGAUGGAGUCUAUGGUCCAGUGAGAUGACUGACCAGGGCAACAACAACCAAAACAUCUCCCGCAACCCCUUCGCUGCCCUUUUCAGCUCCCUCGCCGACGCCAAGCAGUUUGCAUCGGGCCAGAAACCACCUUUUCACCAUGGCGAACCAACAUCGGAGGACUCGGAGGGAAGUCAGUCCGAGUCGGAGAACUCAGACAGCAUCGAGGACAAUGACGACUCGGUGGCCGAGAUCAGCCGCUCCUUCCUGUCGCGGCAGGAGCUGUGCGAACAGCUCAACAUCAACCACAUGAUCCAGAGGAUCUUCCUCAUCACCUUGGACAACAGUGACCCCAGUCUGAGAGGAGGCAAUGGGAUUCCUCCACGCUGUGUGUUCCUGGUGGAAAUGGCCGCUGAGAUGGACGGUCAAGACUGGCUGGACAUGGACAACAUCGAGCAGGGACUCUUCAACAGAUUAUUGAUGCUGGAGCCAGGAAACCACCUCAUCUACAUGACGUCGUGUAAUGCUGUGAAUCUCUCUGCCGACCGAGACGCUGGGGACAAGUGCGCCAUACCGUUCCUCUACGCCUGCUACCAGAGAGCCAAGGAAGAGGUCACCAAGGUACCGGAGAAGCUGCUGUCGUACGCGGUGCGCUGUAAGAACCUGGCGGUGUCCAACACGCGCACGGUCCUGCUCACCCCCGAGAUCUACAUCAGCCAGAACGUGUACGAGCAGCUACUGGAUUUGCUGCUAGAGGGAGUCGGCGGAGCCCAGCUGGACGAGGUGGUGGAGUUCGUGGAGGAGGUGAUCGCUGGCCUGUUGGCUGACCAGGAGGUGCGCACCUUCAGCGAGGUGAUCGGGCCCGUGCUCGAUAUCCUCCAAGGCCGUGUGAAAGACUUGGAUCUCUGCCAGCUGCUGCUUUUCUCCUACCUGGAUCUGCUCCUCUACUUCAGCCGCCAAAAAGACAUCGCUACGGUAUUGGUGGAGCACAUCCAACCCAAAGAUCCCAACAAUGGGCUUCAGUAUCAGAAGACCCUCCUUGGCACUGUGUUGAGUAUCUCUUGUCUGCUGAAGACCCCGGGGGUGGUGGAGGGUCAUAGCUUCUUCCUCAACCCCUCACGCUCCAGUCCACAAGAAAUGAAGGUGCAGGAGUCCAACAUACACCAGUUCAUGGGCCAGUUCCAUGACAAGCUGCACCAGCUCCUGAAGAACCUGCUGCAGCAGUCGGGUGAGACGCGUCACCUGCUGCUCUCCUGGCUGGGCGGCUGCCUGCAGGCCAACGCUGGGCGCACCAAGAUCUGGGCCAACCAGAUGCCCGACAUCUUCUUCCAGAUGUAUGCCUCAGACGCCUUCUUCCUCAACCUGGGCGCCGCGCUGCUCAAGCUGUGCCAGCCCUUCUGCCGGCCGCGCUCGCCCAAGCUGCUCACCUUCAACCCCACCUACUGCGCCCUCAAGGAGCUCAGCGAGGAGGAGCGGCGCAACCGCAACGUGCAUGCCAGAGGUCUGGACAAAGAGACGUGUCUCGUCCCACUUCCCCCCCAGCAGUCGGUGGAGUACGCCCAGUCGUACAGCCUCCUCACUGAGAACCUCAUCCUCACCCAGAUGACCCUUCACCUGGGCUUCCACAGACUCCACGAGCAGAUGGUGAAGAUGAACCAGUCGCUCCACCGGCUGCAGGGUACGUGGCGGGAGGCCCAGCUCACGGGCGGCCCGGCGGCGGAGCAGCUCCGCGAGCAGUUCGAGCGCCUCAUGACGGUCUACCUGUCGACCAAGGCAGCAGCCACCCAGCCGGGCAUGCUGCAGUGCUGCCUCAACCUGCAGGCGUCCAGCGCCACACUCCUGGUUCAACUGGGCCUCAGCAACCAGGGGCCCGAGCACGCCCAGCUCUCCUUCCCCCUGCCGCCGCUACACAACAGCCUGCUCUGUCACAUGCCAGAGUUCUUUGCGGAGAACUUGGGAGAUUUCUUUGUCUUCCUCCGCCGCUUCGCCGACGAGGUCCUGGAGUCUUCUGCCGACAGCUUGGAGCAGGUCCUCAACUUCAUCACUGUGUUCAUGGGAAACGUGGAGAGGAUGAAGAACCCUCAUUUGCGGGCGAAGCUGGCAGAGGUGCUGGAGGCGGUGAUGCCCCACAUGGAACCGGCGACGGCUGGCACAGCCCAGCCAAUCAUGUUCCAGCGUCAAAGGGUCUUCUGCUCCUACCCCCAUGCACCUCACCUGGCUGAGGCACUCAUUGCUGUGUUUGUGGACAUUGAGUUCACUGGUGACCCUCACCAGUUUGAACAGAAGUUCAACUACAGGAGACCUAUGUAUCCCAUCCUCAAGUUCAUGUGGGGGAAGGAGAGCUACAGAGAGAGCAUUAAGAGUCUUGCUGUUUAUGCAUCCGAGAACCUCGAGGCCAUGAAUCCUCCACUCUUCCUGCGGUAUCUGAAUCUCCUGAUGAACGACGCCAUCUUCCUACUCGACGAAGCUAUACAGUACCUGAGCAAGAUUAAGCUUCUGCAACUGGAGAAGGACCAUGGCGAGUGGGAGGGCCUAGCUCCUGAUGCCCUCAGGGAGAAGGAGUCCAGUUUGCAUAUGUUGGGACAGCUGGCACGCUUCCAUAACAUCAUGUCCAACGAGACCAUCGGCACACUGGCUUUCCUCACAUCGGAGAUCAAGUGUAUUUUUGUGCACCCUUUCAUGGCCGAGAGGAUCAUCUCCAUGCUCAACCACUUCCUGCAGCACCUGGUUGGCCCCAAGAUGGGCGCCCUGAAGGUAAAAGACUUCAGCGAGUUUGACUUCAAGCCUCAACAACUGGUCUCCGAUAUCUGCACCAUCUACCUUAACCUGGGUGAUGAAGAGAAUUUCUGUGCCACUGUCCCAAAAGACGGGCGCUCCUACUCUCCCACGCUCUUCUCUCAGACUGUCCGAGUCCUGAAGAAGAUCAACAAGCCCGGAGAAGUUAUUGUUGGUUUCGGUCUCCUUGCUGACAAAAUAAAGUCUCAUGCAGACCGACAGCUGCAGGAUGAGGAAACGUACGCGGACGCCCCAGACGACUUCCUGGACCCCAUUAUGUCCACACUGAUGCUCGACCCUGUACUGCUCCCCUCCUCCAAUGUCACGGUUGAUCGCUCGACCAUAGCACGGCAUUUACUCAGUGAUCAGACAGACCCGUUCAACCGCAGUCCACUCACAAUGGAUCAGAUCCGGCCCAACGAGGAGCUGAAGCAACAGAUCUUACAGUGGCUGGCCCAGCAUAAGCAGGAGCGGCUGCAGAUGGGCCCUAGUGGCUAGCCCUGGGAUCUUCUCAAACAAACUAUGAUUGUACCAUACCUUCCCUCACCUCCUUACCGGCAGUAGUAUGCUCCACUAUGACUCAUCCAUGUGUGCUUGCCUUCAAGCUUCGGACUUCAAACCACGUGAGACUUUGGUUUCUCCCUCUCAUGCAGCGCACAUCACUCAAAUACCCUCACUGGUCAAUGGAAGAACCCAUGUCUCAAAAACUGUCAAGAGAGCAGGUAGUGGUGCAAUUGAAAACCGAGUUACACUGCUACAUUCAUGUGCCCUAUGGUGGUUUUAGAAUGUUGCCCCCUGCUUCAGAGAAUAUGCUGUUUACCAUUAGUGGUUGCAGUCUGGUCAGAACCACUGGUCUAACUGGACAAUAGUCGUUUAGGAAUUCCUAAAUUAAUAUCAGCUCUGCCAAAUGUUUUUUAUAUUUUGAAAGUAGGCAAAGUAUACUGAACAAGAAAAUGUCAUGUGUCUUAUUAAUUGCCCCGUGUCUCUAUCGUAACCCUAAGGUCAAUAUGCACUACGAACCUAAACAACAUUAUCUAACGUUAUUUAGCAUUUACAAUUGAAAUAAUGUCUUAUGCAAGCAUAUAAUACCCAUGUAAUAAAAUGUGGGCUAACCAAUCUUAAUUUAAAGAAUCGGUGCCUAAAACCACCAGCUUUGCUUUAAUUUCAUCGACCAGACAUUUUUCAAGUUAUUAUAUUGUCUUUGUUGCAUUUAUGGUAUCAAAUGCGCUGUCAACGGAUAUGUCUUAAAUCCUACACAAGAGAUGGUAUAGACAAUGUAGGAGUUUGCUAUUGUCACUUGCUAUUGGUUAUUUACAAAGCAGUUUGUAACUUGUGCCAGUUGCUCUUGUUUGGAAUUUGAGACUUAAUGCAAUGUAAAGUGUGAUUUGCCGAAGAAAUUAGUAGAACACGUGUGAGAGAAUGCCCAAUUGAUAGCAUGCAUUUGUAUGUGGUGUAUCUACUAACUUGAUGAUUACCAGAGUGAAAUUAUAAUGCAAUAUUUUAACUGUCAAUGUAUUUUGAAUGUACAGUAUGACUAAUAAAUAAAGCUUUGAUGUGUUACAGUA
Oncorhynchus keta (chum salmon) is the source of this 4585-nucleotide messenger RNA. Its product is annotated as ubiquitin conjugation factor E4 A-like. Gene Ontology annotation, cellular component: nucleus; cytoplasm; ubiquitin ligase complex. Bases 291 to 3518 code for a protein of 1075 amino acids. The record is from RefSeq and is a predicted model, not a curated record. Gene Ontology annotation, molecular function: ubiquitin-ubiquitin ligase activity. Gene Ontology annotation, biological process: protein polyubiquitination. Lineage: Eukaryota; Metazoa; Chordata; Actinopteri; Salmoniformes; Salmonidae. The transcript is spliced from 21 exons.